This is a messenger RNA of Acanthochromis polyacanthus (spiny chromis), 619 nucleotides long. It is a transcript of the gene mycbp, whose product is annotated as MYC binding protein. NCBI's taxonomy places the organism in Eukaryota, Metazoa, Chordata, Actinopteri, Pomacentridae. Gene Ontology annotation, cellular component: nucleus. The coding region runs from base 130 to 441 and encodes 103 amino acids. The record is from RefSeq and is a predicted model, not a curated record. The transcript has 5 exons. Gene Ontology annotation, molecular function: transcription coactivator activity. Gene Ontology annotation, biological process: regulation of DNA-templated transcription.
CUUUCACACGUUGUUAUGGCAACGCCUCCUGUGUAACCGGGAGGAAACACAACAGCUGCAACUAGUCAGAGUUAAUUAAAGUGUCGCACAGUUUAAACAGACUAGAAAGACACCCGUGUCGUCGCACUCAUGGCCCAUUAUAGAGCCUCAGAAUCGAAGCGAGAACAGUUUAGAAGAUAUUUAGAGAAGUCUGGGGUCCUGGACACUAUAACAAGCGUUUUAGUGGCGCUUUAUGAGGAGACUGAAAAACCCAACAAUGCACUGGAUUUCAUAAAACUUCACCUCGGGGCGUCUGGAUCAGAGCCGGCGGAUGCUGAAGCUCUUCGCUUGGAGCUCGCUGAUCUACAGCAGAAGUUCAACCUGCUCAUGGAGGAGAACAAAGAGCUGAAAAACAGGCUGAUGCAGUACGAACCGUCGCCCGACAACGGAGCAGUGGAGUAGACAGGUUUUGUUGCUUCUUUUUGAGUAAAUAAAAGGAAAACAAAAGAAAAAAAAUUUUUUUGUAGAAUUUGUAAAUGUUUAUUACACAAUAUUUGUACAGUGAACACAAAGUCACUGUUAGCUUUUGUUAUGUUUAUCAAGAAACUUUUUUCUCAUAAAUAAAAAUGUUUUCACAGCA